AUGGUACUGUGUUAUUUUGCUUCCCAUGCCUACAAGUUCUCAUAUGUGAAUGUGGGGUCCUCUGGAAGGAACCACGAUUCAGCAGUACUUCAGAGGUCCAGCCUACCUGCUGUAAUCAACAGUACCCUCUUCAACACAUUCACAGUGACCUUGCAAGGUGUGGAUGUGGGUCCUGUCAUACUGUGUGACCAGGCUUUUCCGCUGCGGCAACACCUAGUGAAGCCGUAUCCGGACAGGGCUACAAACACACCACAAAAGCAAGAGUUCCACACCCUAGUCUCUGGUGCAAGCCGAGUCGUGGAGACCACAUUUGGAAUGCUGAAAGCGAGGUUCAGGAUUUUACACGAAGGACUUGAGCAUGGUAUUGACAGCUGUACCACCAUCAUCAGAGCCUGCUGCAUCCUCCACAUCAUCUGUGAGGACAUCAACGACGUAGUUGAGCAACACUGGAUUGAAGAGUGCAGACAUCUCCCAAGAGAUAUGCCGCAACAUCACACAUCUACUGCUACGGAAAGCGUAGCACGUGUUCGUGAUGCCCUUGCGCAGCACCUGUACUGCAUGAAGACCACAGCCUAA
Ornithodoros turicata is the source of this 576-nucleotide messenger RNA. RefSeq lists its product as uncharacterized. The transcript has a single exon. The record is from RefSeq and is a predicted model, not a curated record. NCBI's taxonomy places the organism in Eukaryota, Metazoa, Arthropoda, Arachnida, Ixodida, Argasidae. Bases 1 to 576 code for a protein of 191 amino acids.